UUUGCUUCACCGGGUUCCUAAUAGCUGCUUUUGAGAACUGUCUACGCUUUGACACGGCCUCUCACAGGCGUCACGUUUUUGUCGUUUGUCACGAAACGUCAACAAAAACUAAUCGAAUUUCUGUCGGCACUUUAAAGGCACUCCAACGCGCAAAACUUUUUUUGUUCUUGUUGUCGCUUGUAGUUUCCUCUAAGUACCUCACGUUAGCCACAAGAUGAGUAUCAAGUCCGAUUCUGAGCCAAACAACAAUGUGUCCAUUGAAGAGGAGGUACGGACUCUGUUUGUGAGUGGUCUACCAACAGACAUCAAACCUCGUGAACUCUAUCUGCUGUUUCGACCAUUUAAGGGUUAUGAAGGUUCACUGAUUAAAUUAACAUCAAAGCAGCCUGUUGGGUUUGUUACCUUUGACAGUCGAUCAGGCGCAGAGGCGGCAAAAAAUGCAUUGAAUGGGGUCCGGUUUGACCCUGAAAACCCGCAGACCCUCCGAUUAGAGUUUGCUAAAGCCAACACGAAGAUGGCUAAGAGUAAGCUGAUGGGCACACCGAACCCCACAAAUAUCCACCCAGCUUUAGGAGCACACUUCAUAGCACGGGACCCAUAUGACCUGACAGGGGCAGCACUGAUUCCUGCAUCUCCUGAUGCCUGGACUCCCUAUCCCCUGUACAGCACAGAGCUGACCCCUGGCCUGCCGCACACUGCAUUCACUUAUCCUGCCGCGGCCGCAGCUGCUGCAGCUCUGCACGCACAGAUGCGCUGGUAUCCCUCUGCAUCAGAGUCCUCCCAGCCUGGAUGGAAAUCUCGACAGUUCUGCUAAACAUAUGUACCAAUAUUCCCUCCAAAUGGAGUGAUCCCAUCUGAGCUCCUAAUUA
Messenger RNA from Chanos chanos (milkfish), 869 nucleotides. It is a transcript of the gene rbpms2b, whose product is annotated as RNA binding protein, mRNA processing factor 2b. NCBI's taxonomy places the organism in Eukaryota, Metazoa, Chordata, Actinopteri, Gonorynchiformes, Chanidae. The record is from RefSeq and is a predicted model, not a curated record. Bases 215 to 814 code for a protein of 199 amino acids. The transcript is spliced from 8 exons. Gene Ontology annotation, molecular function: RNA binding; protein homodimerization activity.